GGUGGGUAGCCAUGUCCCUGACAAAGUUCCCAUUUUCACCUUCAUUAGGCCUUGUCUGUUGUCUCUUGCAUCUAGAUAACACACCGUUGGAAGGUCAAAGUAAUUUUCUUUCCCCUCCAACCCUCAAAGCACGGAACCAGAGUGGAAACCACAAAUCCCCUCGUUGUUACUGAGGUAAUUGUUGACUAUUAACUAUCCUGUACCCCUUACCCAAAAGAAGUGCGUGUCUAUCAUUUUACAUUUUAUUCGAUCCCAAAGGUUUCCUCAUUUUGCUUUCUCCUGCCUCCCUAACCUAUCACCAAUGUCUUCUCUUCUGACUGUCAUGCAUAAAAUAAGAUGCAAAACUGCCAUUCUCUGGAGCAUGUUCUCAAUCCAUAGAAAUUUUGCUUCCAGCAAUUGUCUGACAGUUUGGCUCAAAUCAACUCACAAAACUUCUCUGCAGGCCUGAAUGUUUCUUACGUUGACACAUAACUUUUGUCGAUCUUAUAGUUGCGUAUCUAUAAAUUAGGCAAUACCAUCUAUCGCCUAGGCCCUAGGAUUAUGGCGAGGACUGUAUGAGAUGGACCUAGAACACAUGACAGGCCCUGGAUUUCCGUCACUCCUGUAACAAGUAUUUACUGAGCUACUGUGACUGGGCUGUGACUGACGGGUGGGGGGAUGAAUAGAAGGAGAAAACCUGGGCACAAGGGCGGGACUUCAAGGGGAAGGCCUCCCAGCCCCGCCCACGUGCUCCCACCGGCUCCUUGACAGCCGCCCAGAGCGCUUGACACGCCGGAUAUGACGUCACCACCCGAGGUUUCCAGAACGAGGCGGUGGGACCGGAAGUGAACCCGGGGGGCUGGGGGUGUUCCAGACUGACCGGAUGUGGGCCCAGGCCGGCUUCCCAGCCCCAGUUCCCGGGAGCUGGUCGAGGGGAGCGCGAGGAAGGCGGGCCGCGGGGCGGGGCCGCUGCAGGGGCGGGGCCUGCAGGCUGUCCGGCGGGGGCGGGACCCCUCGUCCCUGCGGGACCCCUUGUCCCGGCGGGACCCCGCCUGCCCGGUCGCCGGCGGCGGCUCGGCCAUGAAGCUGAAGCUGAAGAACGUGUUUCUCGUCUACUUCCUAGUGUCGAUCGCCGGCCUCCUCUACGCGCUGGUGCAGCUCGGCCAGCCAUGUGACUGCCUCCCCCCACUGCGGGCAGCAGCAGAGCAGCUUCGGCAGAAGGAUCUGAGGAUUUCCCAGCUGCAAGCUGAUCUCCAUCGUCCAGCCCCUGCCCCUGCCCAGCCCCCUGAGCCUGAGGCCCUGCCUACUAUCUAUGUUGUUACCCCCACCUAUGCCAGGCUGGUGCAGAAGGCCGAGCUGGUGCGACUGUCCCAGACCCUGAGUCUGGUGCCCCGGCUGCACUGGCUGCUGGUGGAGGACGCGGAGGGCCCCACCCCGUUGGUCUCCAGGCUGCUGGCUGCCUCUGGCCUGCUCUUCACACACUUGGCGGUCCUCACUCCCAAGGCCCAGAGGCUCCGGGAGGGCGAGCCAGGCUGGGUCCGUCCCCGCGGUGUAGAGCAACGGAACAGGGCUCUGGACUGGCUCCGGAGCGGAGGGGGCGCUGUCGGGGGAGAGAAGGACCCUCCGCCCCCGGGGACCCGGGGAGUUGUGUACUUUGCUGAUGAUGACAACACCUACAGCCGGGAACUCUUUGAGGAGAUGCGCUGGACCCGUGGUGUCUCCGUGUGGCCUGUGGGGCUGGUGGGCGGCCUGCGGUUCGAGGGCCCGCGGGUACAGGAUGGCCGGGUUGUGGGCUUCCACACGGCGUGGGAGCCCAACCGGCCGUUCCCAGUGGAUAUGGCGGGAUUUGCAGUGGCCCUGCCCUUGCUGUUGGCUAAGCCCAAUGCCCAGUUUGACGCAACCGCUCCCCGGGGCCACCUGGAGAGCAGUCUCCUGAGCCACCUGGUGGACCCCAAGGACCUGGAGCCACGGGCUGCCAACUGCACCCGGGUUCUGGUGUGGCACACGCGGACG
This is a messenger RNA of Myotis lucifugus (little brown bat), 1992 nucleotides long. It is a transcript of the gene B3GAT3, whose product is annotated as beta-1,3-glucuronyltransferase 3. The record is from RefSeq and is a predicted model, not a curated record. Gene Ontology annotation, molecular function: galactosylgalactosylxylosylprotein 3-beta-glucuronosyltransferase activity. Gene Ontology annotation, cellular component: Golgi membrane. Gene Ontology annotation, biological process: carbohydrate metabolic process; chondroitin sulfate proteoglycan biosynthetic process. Lineage: Eukaryota; Metazoa; Chordata; Mammalia; Chiroptera; Vespertilionidae.